UUCAAGUAACUGGAUUGUUAUAGCUUCACUUGCAUUUUGCAGUUCCCUCGUCUGUUUGCAGAUAAAGUGGGAACUAAAUGUUUCUUUUUGUAAUGAUCCUGGUAACAGUACUCAGGUGCAGACAACACAAAUUAAAGGAUCAAACUACCCUGUACUGAUGCAUUAUAGAUGGAGUAAUAUUUAUAAAUAGUUUUCUAUUGGACCAAAAAAAGAUAGUGUUGUAGUUUUGUAAUGCUGGAAAUCAAAUAUGUAGAGAUAUGUAAGGAAGACACUCACAGGCGGAUGUAGUAAGUAACUAACGGUUGAACUGAACACAUAACUUUUGACGCGGUACAAAAAUUUAUAUGUAAAAAUUCAUUUAAAUUGCAAAAAUAAUGAAUAUGAACUCAUAACUUUAAAAAUAUAAUGAGUUCAAUGCUAAAAACUUAAAAGUUUGAACUCAUAAGAUUUAAAUCCUGGAUCCGCAAGACACUAGAUGUUAUUUCUCCCGGUGGUGACAAACAUGGACGGAGCUAGGGAUGCAGAAGGGUUCGUCCGAACCCAAUUUACUAAAAUAUUACAUUGUGUACAUCAGAUCAAAUUUUCCUUUUACUAUAUAUAUUUUAUAAUUUUUUGCGUGCUUACUUUUUUUCUUGCUUGAAUUUCCUUGGCGAAAAUAGUACAUCCUCCACCAGUGACAAAUAAUGCAAAUGUUAUUGUUUUAGUGAAUGAUCUGAAUCCAAUAAUUUUUUAAUAUUUAAUGUGCAUAUGGUUACAAAACGACCACACUAGAACACGUUUCCCCUGCAAAUUGAAACUAACUUUUCACUUCAAUGUCGGAGUACUAACUUUGCUCUCUCUCUCUCUGGGGUCAUAUCAUCUCCGUUCCCUUUAAACAUUUGGAGUAAAUUUCACCGGCGAUUAUUUAAUUUUUAUCCAUCUUUGAUCUUGGAUGGUAAGCUUAAUACCUGCUUUUCCUCAUCGGUUUUUUCUUCUUUUUUCUUUUAAUUGUUUCAUUCUCUUCUCUAAGAUGUUAGUUUUAGAAACAAAGGCUCUUGUCUUCUUUUUGAUGUUAGUAUUGGAAGCAAAGGCUCUAUUUUCAUUUUUCCAGUAAUUGCAAUUGGGGUUUAGUGCAGCAAUGUAGAGACGUUAUUUUUCAUUUUCCGUUGUAUUUACAAAUUGCCAGUGAAGGUUAGGGUUAUGCAAAUUUUGGGGAAAUAAGGUAUUAAGCUUAUUUAGGUUACUAGUUUGAUGUCAAAUCUAACCUAAGCUUAAAUUGUUUAAAUUAACCAAUUAUUGGACAUUUUUUUAUGUCUCCUUAUUGUGUAGCUUUGGAUGGUGGUUUGAUAAGCUUAAUAGGAACAAUAGGCAAUGUGAUUCUAGGUUCUAUUUUUCCUCAUCUUUCUACUCUUGUUUAUUUUGUACAGGUUCUUAUUGACUAUUAUUGUUAUAUAGAGACGUGAUUUUUCAUUUUCCGUUGUAUUUACAAAUUGCCAGUUAUGCAAAUUUUGGGGGAAAAUGGUAUUAAGCUUAUUUAGCUACUAGUUUGAUGUCAAAUCUAGCCUAAGCUUAAAUAGCUAUUUUUCUGAGUUUAAAUUAACCAAUUAUUGGUCCUUUUUUGAUGUCUCCUUAUUGUGUACCUUUCGAUGUCAGUUUGAUAAUAGAAGCAAUUGGAAAUGUGGUUCUCGGUUCUAUUUUUCCUCAUCUUUGUACUCUUGUUUAUUUUGUGCAGGUUCUUAUUGACGAUUAUUGUUAUAUAGAGACAUGAUUUUUCAUUUUCCAUUGUAUUUGCAAAUUGCCAGUGAAGGUUCUUACUGGCGAAAAUUUAUUAUAUGAUGUAUCCUACGGGCAGAAGGCAGUAUCGCUAUCGAACUUUACCUCCUGAUAUACUUAGCAACCUUCCUCAGAAAGUAAUUGAUGAAAUUCUUAUUUGUUUGCCUUUGCGAGAUGCUGUGAGGACUAGCAUCUUGUCGAAGAAAUGGAGAUAUAUAUGGCGUAGACUUCCACAAUUGACGCUUGAGCACACACUUUGGAAAAAAAGAGAGGAUAUAACGGACCUUACAAGAAACUUUUCAGAGAUUGUCAGGCACAUUUAUUGCUAUCAUGCAGGACCAAUUAAAAAAUUUACCCUCUGCAUUCCUUAUUUGGAUUUGGACCGCCGCUGUCCUUAUAUUGACAGAUUGAUAAGUUUCCUCAGUAGAAAUGGCAUUCAACAUCUUGUUCUUAGACUUCCAAUCAGGGGUAACUCGUAUGAAUUGCCGCCAUUGUUUUUCACAUGUUUCCAGUUGAGGCAUCUGACUCUCUAUAAUUGCUCAAUGAAUCAUCCACCACACUUCAAAGGGUUUGAUUGGUUAACUAGCCUAGAACUACAUGAUGUUACAAUAUCUUCCAAGUUGCUUGAACGAUUAAUCUCUCGUUCCCCGUUGCUUGAGCAGUUCGUGCUGCAUAUCUCAGGUGCUUUAAGCAACGUCAUUGAAAUUAGUGCUCCCAUGCUGAGAUCCUUUGACUACACAGGCAAUAUAAGCUCUGUCUUGUUAAAAAAUGUUCCUCUUCUGGCAAAAUUUUCACUUUCGCAAAGGGAAUAUCAUGUGGCAGCAGGAAAAUGUAAUAUCGCCAUGUUUUUUGAGUCUUUUUCUGCUCUCGAGCAUCUCCACUUGAAUGACAUGUCCUUUGUUGCAGGAGCUGGUGAAAUACCAACAAGGCUUCCGUUUAACCUUAACUAUGUCAAACACGUAUGUAUAUCUAGUAUUUAUCUGUCUGACUUGGAUGAGGUUUCAUGUGCUCUUUGCUUGAUAAGAAGCUUCCCAUAUUUACAGUAUAUGGAAAUGAAGGUGGAGGCUAGUGACGACAAUGAUAUACUGGCUCUUGAAUCUCUUGAAGUGGAACGCUUCUCAGAUGUGACAUUUAAUCACCUCAGGGAAGUUAAGCUAAUACAAACUAACGGCACAAUCCCUGAAAUGCAGCUUAUGAAGCUUCUGUUGGCCAAGUCACCCAGGCUUGUGAGAAUGCUAAUCGAGCCAUGUCUCGUUGAAGAAUCUGCAACAGUCAAAAUACUUGCUGAGCUAACAAAACUUAAGCGGGCAUCACCUAAAGCUGAAGUUGUAUAUAAGUUGGAUAAGCAUCCAAAUCUCGGUCCUGUCUGAUCUUCACAGGUCUUUUGUCAGACUGUGACCCUUUUGAACAAAUGUUUUGGAAUUUGAUGUGAAUUGAUAGAACCAAAUUUUGAUGCACUAGUAUAACGCUGUGUUUUGCCUAAUUGCCAUAACAUUGAGAGAUGUCUAAACAUCAGUUUGGGGAUAUAAAUGAAUGUGGAUAUGGUUUCUCAACUUUGUCA
This is a messenger RNA of Nicotiana tabacum (common tobacco), 3313 nucleotides long. RefSeq names its product F-box/FBD/LRR-repeat protein At1g13570. Lineage: Eukaryota; Viridiplantae; Streptophyta; Magnoliopsida; Solanales; Solanaceae. Gene Ontology annotation, molecular function: protein binding. The record is from RefSeq and is a predicted model, not a curated record.